UUACACAGAAUGUGGGUUUUUAUCUUGUUUUGCCAUUAGGUGGCGCGGACACCAAGGAAGAAUUGCUUCUGCAAUGCAACAGCUCACAGCCCGAAACCCAAACGUAUCCCGGAUCCAACACACCGGCAACCGGCUGCAGGAACGGCAAAGUCCCCAACUCUCGUGUGGAGCCUGCGAUGUGACGUCACUGCUCUCGUCUCGCGGAGCUACUUUCGCUUUCAAUUAUCAGGAAGAAGCAGCGUUGUGAGUUGGGAGCCAUCUGAAGGAAGAAGCCUCAAAAUGGCAUGCAGUAACCAGGAGGUGCCCAUGGACUUUACUGACGGCAGCCAGCAGUCUCUUGACACGUUGGCUGAGAACAAAGAAGAAGUUCAAGUUUUUCUCUCAGUCGAGUGGUCAGAGGGUUUUCCCCAUCAGAAAUAUAAAGUUGAACUGGAGAAGAUUCUUCAGAGUUGGGCCAACAAUAACAACAACAAAUACUCUGGAGACUGCAAAGUGCUGGAUAUCUUAGAAGACAGGAUUGCAGUGAUCUGUCUUCGGCCUGCUCCAGCGCUGAGUGACCUUCAGAAACUAAGUGGACAACAACUGGUGGGAAAAGAUGGAAAAAGGGUCACAAUAUUGUCUAUUUCUUUGACACCACAAGAGGUUGAGAAACAAGCACCAGCGGACGUAAAGCUCCCUCCUUCAUCCGUGUCAGAGCACCGUGAUGAGGAAGAGCAGCCUUUGGUGCAGCCUGGAGAUCCUACAGAAGGAGACGAGUGCGCUUGUCCUGUCCCAGUGAACGAUUUCUGGUACGUGACCCACAUCCACAAGAAGGAAAUGGAACGUAUAGGGAAAGAGAAUGGAGUUACCAUCACAGCAGAAGUAAUUGUGACGUUUAAAGAAGGAGGCAAGAAUGGAGGCAAGAACGGAGGCCCUCCAAAAGCUCUGUCUGAGUUCACAAGACUUGUCCAGGAUUGCUUUUGUGAAUCAAAUAGCUCAAAUAUUCCCCUCCAGAAAAUGAAUCCAGAAGACUGGAAGAACACAAUGAAAAUCAUCCAGAGAAAGGAAAACAAGCUUUUGCUUACAGUAUCGCCUGAAGAUAUGACCAUAUGUGGGCCAAUUCAAAGUCAAGAAGCCUUCAGAAAGACUUUAACCCCAACCACAAACACAGGACCCUGGGAGACUUCAGGGCUGUGUCAAGGAACUUCCCUGAACAUUGGCAUGAGCAUCCCGGACCCGCUUGCCAUUGAAGGGCUGACCAUGGAGGAGAGCUACUGGAAACUGAUGACCACUUCCUUCAGCAAUAAGUUGGCUGAUAUCAAAACCAAGUUCGGUGUGGACUUUAAAGAAUCGUUUCCCCAACCGGGCAAAGUCAAAGUCAAAGUCUGCUACAAAAAACCUGGAGGAAACGUGUCAAUGGAGAGCCACGCUGUCGGGGCUCUUCUUCGUCUGUACCAGAAGACUGCAACAUCACCAAUGAACUACACCCAACCACGUGGUGCCUCUGGAUGGACUGACUUGGAGUCGCCCGGAGCCUCCGGUGGACGUGGGUUCAACGGACAGUCGGGAUACAACACUGAAGCACCCGCAGCAGGGGGAGCAGCAGCAGGCAACUCGGCAGAAGACAAAGAGUGUCCUAUAUGCAAAGACACAUUUACCAAUAAGAAGCAGCUCAGGUGUAAACAUGAGUUUUGUGAAAAAUGCCUGGAAAGGUCCACCGAGAGCAUGGGAACCAUCUGUCCGGUUUGCAAAGACGUCUUCGGCGUGAUGGAGGGAAACCAGCCGCCAGGGAAAAUGAGGUGUAGUUCAAGUCUCAUUUCCCUUCCUGGAUUCCCAAACUGUGGCACUAUAACCAUCAGUUAUCAUAUUUCAGAUGGAGUACAGACGGAGAAGCAUCCAAAUCCUGGGAAGAGAUUUGAUGGUAUUUACAGAACCGCAUAUCUGCCAGAUAACAAAGAGGGCCAAGAAGUGCUGGGCCUUUUAAAGAAAGCAUUUGACCAGAAGCUCAUUUUCACUGUUGGGACGUCCGUAACGACUGGAAUGGACAAUCAAGUCACCUGGAAUGAUAUUCACCACAAGACUUCCAUUCAUGGGGGACCACAGAGCUUCGGGUACCCUGAUCCUGGCUACCUGGGCAGAGUCAAAGAGGAACUGAAGGCUAAAGGCAUCAAGUGAGGACUUCCAGGGAAAGUAAAAGAGAUGUUUUCACACACAAGCAAAAAGAAUAUAUGUGAUCAUUUAGAACAAGCAAGCACUGUAAUGCACAUAUUAUUGAAUUUUAUUCUGUUUCUUAAUUUUUCAUAUGAUCAGUAUGGGUGGUUUUGAGGUGCUUGAAGAGUUUAGCUGAAUGUAUUACCAUCCCCUUUGAAACCUAACUUAACCUAACGGAUUUUCUCAUUAUUUUGUUGAUCGAUAAAGUUUUAUCAACUUAUCACUUCAACAUUUGAUUACAUAAAUUGGACUUUAUAAUUCCAGUACUCCAUCUAAUUUUCAAUUUGCCCAAUAAAUGAUUAAACCAACCCAAACUGACUCAUUGUAUUCAUCCCUAUU
Pungitius pungitius (ninespine stickleback) is the source of this 2529-nucleotide messenger RNA. RefSeq names its product E3 ubiquitin-protein ligase DTX3L-like. Lineage: Eukaryota; Metazoa; Chordata; Actinopteri; Perciformes; Gasterosteidae. The record is from RefSeq and is a predicted model, not a curated record. Gene Ontology annotation, molecular function: metal ion binding; ubiquitin protein ligase activity. The transcript is spliced from 8 exons. Gene Ontology annotation, cellular component: nucleoplasm. The coding region runs from base 280 to 2154 and encodes 624 amino acids. Gene Ontology annotation, biological process: Notch signaling pathway; protein ubiquitination.